This is a messenger RNA of Puntigrus tetrazona (Sumatra barb), 843 nucleotides long. RefSeq names its product augurin-B-like. Bases 114 to 551 code for a protein of 145 amino acids. NCBI's taxonomy places the organism in Eukaryota, Metazoa, Chordata, Actinopteri, Cypriniformes, Cyprinidae. The transcript is spliced from 4 exons. Gene Ontology annotation, biological process: anaphase-promoting complex-dependent catabolic process; regulation of cell population proliferation; cellular senescence. The record is from RefSeq and is a predicted model, not a curated record.
UCGCCCGUAGGAAUGUUUGCCUGCCGGUCCAGGAUGGCGCCUCGGCGUUCGUCUCAUCCCUGACCGAAUCCUUUCCCAGCGCUCAGUGCAGCCACAUCUGAUAGAACUACAGCAUGUCGCUCCACAGCCUCUGUGUUCAAGCUGUCCUUCUCAUAAGCGUCCUGUCUCUCUGCUCACCCUCAGGUGGUUCUGGGUCUGAGAGUAGGCUACAGAGGAUCCUCAUGAAACGAGAGGCAAAAGAGCCGGAAGCCAGGUCUAAAGCACAGAUCGCAGUGUCGCCGGUCAAGGCUAAAGAGUUUCUUUCAGUUUUGCGCAGGUCUAAGAGAAAUGUAUGGGACCGGAGCCGCCCUGAUGUCCAGCAGUGGAUCCAGCAGUUCAUGUACAUGGGCUACGACGAAGCAAGACUUGAGACUGAUCUCUCCUAUUGGAUGGACCAAGCCAGAUCAAAUGACCAGGGUCGGCAGCAUCAUCAUGAUGAGAACGCACCUAUGAGUCAACAGGAUCCCGGUUCCUACAGACACGGGGCCAAUGUCAAUUAUGAUUACUAUUAAAACCCCUAGAACUAAAACCCCUAGACUAUUGCCUGACUUGUAAAUCACUUUAUUGCUUUAAGCCAUGUACAUAUCACAGAAAUAGUAUCUUCUGUAGAUGUUUUUUUAUGUUAGUAUGAUUAUGCAAUCGCUUUAGCGGAAGCAAAUCAAAAUAGAUAGAGGGAUAAAUACACAGUAAGAUUGCUUUUUUCCUGUUUGUAUUCUAUGAUGUAUUACAUCCUGACUGUAUUGUAAAUAUAAUGGUAGCUUGAAGUGGCUACAUCUUAAAUAAAACUUAAAUUGACGUAACAGA